Bactrocera oleae (olive fruit fly) is the source of this 3539-nucleotide messenger RNA. The record is from RefSeq and is a predicted model, not a curated record. Lineage: Eukaryota; Metazoa; Arthropoda; Insecta; Diptera; Tephritidae.
ACACACUUGUAAUUUUACCAAAUUCGUUUUUAAUUUAAUUUAGUUUUUCGUUUUUGUAUUGUUUUAUUAUUUUUAAGGAAAUUUAAAAGUAAAUGUCUGCCAUAAUCGGUUUUAUCAGGCAAUUGUGUCCUUCUUACUGUUUGUUAGAAAAAUUUACAUACGUUGUACCCUAAUUAAAAUUCAAAAAACGGUUGUCAUACGAAAUAUUUUAUUAUAUGCCAAAACAAAUUUUAUAUUUACAAAAGCAGGUAUGCACAUUAACGAAAUUGAUAAAAUAAUAUUUAGUUUUAAUUUUUCCAUAUUGAAUAUUUGUUAGUGCACCGUUAAGUAUUUCAUACAAAAGAAAAACAGAGUUCUUCAUUAUACUUAUGGCGUACGAUAAAUGUUGAAUUAAAAAACAUUUUGAAAAUUAAUCAACCAUUUGCCCUAGAACACAAAAGCUACAAUAAAGAAAUUAUGUGUUUCAUUUAGAGUUUUUAAGUGAGCAUUGCCCUCAGACUGGCCAUUGCUUUAAUUUUUUUUACUUUAAGUACAUACAUAUGUUUGUAUAUCAUAUAUUCUAAUGGAGAAAACAACUCUGACUUGCUUCUUUUCGCAUUUCACAAUUAAAUUUCAUUCAUUACACAAGUUUUUUUUUGUGUACUACAAGGAAUGUGUUACUAUAUAAACUAUAAAUAUAUAUCUGGGUUGUGUGUUCCCCAAAGAUGAAUGUAUAUUGAACGGUACGCAUUUUUGAAUUGCUGCUUAUGUAUUUUAUGUUUUCACCGAGAAAUCGCUGCCGCCACACUAUUUUGUAAUUUUGAUAUGAAAUUUUGAUAUUAAAAAGUGUACUCGUGUGUGCAUUUUCUUCCUGUUUUAAUUUUUCUCUUUUUAUGUACAAGUUUCACUUAAAAGAGAAUUCACUAACUUAAAAUUAAGCAAACUUAAUUUCAAAAGAAUCGAAUGAAAAUAAAGAUAAAUCCAAAAGACGAUGCAAAAUUGUAUUUAUUUAUCAAAUGUAUGUAUAUAAGUAUAAUUACUGUUAUUAUAAAUAAUUUACGCAUUCAUUAAAUUAACCAAUUACUAUAUAAUCACUUAUACUUAUAUUAUAUCUUUUCGCUUCCUAUAACCUUUUCAAACUAUAUGAAAUUAAGUGCUUUUGCGUUGUCGUUUUAUACGUGACAGUGGUAUGUAGUCUUCCAUAUUUGUUCGUUUUAAUCGUAUAAUACAACGUCUAACAUGUUUAGAAGCAUCCUUUAACGGAACCCAUUGUAACUUUGUAUUAGUAUUAGUAUCAGUCAGUUCCUUCUUAGCUUGACAAGAAGGCUUAAAUAUUUGAGACCCAUUUCCCAUUUCCACUUCGAAAUCUAUGAUGUUCAACGAUUCAUAUUUCGUAUCUGAACUGCUAUCGCUACUUAAACAAAUUUCGGAAGUUCCAUUCGAUGUUGUACUAGUCACAAUUUGCUCCUGUGCAUUAUCUGUUUUUUCGUUCACGAAAGUAAUGUCUGUGGAUUUUAAAACGAUUAGUUCUUUAAGAUCCAUUAAAUUGAGUAAUUCCUCAUAUUCAUCUUCAAUAUUUUUUAAAUGGGUGUAUGUUAAUUUUACGGUAGCUUUUGAUUCCAGUUCGGCGUUUAAUAUCAGGUCCAUCAUUUCAGCUUCCAACUGCAGACGUCUGUUUAAUGGUAACUGUGAUACCAUUUUCAUAUUGUCAUAUAUUAUUUGUUGAGCACUUGACAAGUUAUUCACACGCACAUCUGUAACUUGAUCUUCAAGUUGUAUGCUUAUUUUCACUAUAAUUUGACGCAAUGGUUCCGGAAUAGCGGUUAAAUCCAACAUUUUUGCCAUUUUCUUUAUGAUAGGUUGUAAUUUGUUCCAACGCCGUUGUAAGUCAUCCUUGGUAAAAUAGACUGCUGGCAGGAAUCCCGUAUAGCUCACAUUAAAUGUAUACGUAAUGCGAUUCCAAGCCCAAUCGUCAUAAUCAGGAUCUUGAAAUGGUCGCACUCGUGGGUUGUACAAAAACGGAUACAAUUGUAUUAAUUCCAAUAGUUUUUCAUCAUUUAACACUACACCUCCGGCGGAGUCAACAUUAUUAACAUUAAGCACUUCGACAUUAGAAUAACCCUUUGAAUCCGUAGGAUAACACAAAAUUGUACUUGAAGGUUGCUCUGACUCCAUAGCAAUUUUUUGUAUAAAACCUUACUAAUCACUUCUACAUCCAAAUAAAGUUAAUAAAAUACAAACAAUAUGAAAAAUCAGUGAACGAUAGGGUAUGUUGAAUCAAUGCCCAUGUAAAAUGACAUUAGCAUUGUUGGCAAUUUAAUAUAGCACGAUAGCUCCAUUGUCCAUCAUAUUUAAUUUUUGGAGAUAUGGUGUUAUUUGAAAACUUAUUUAUUUAAUGCAAAGUAAAAUAAUUUAAUAAGAGAUAUAUGUAGAUAUUUCGCAUUCAGUAAAAAUUGUAAUUGUUUUGCAUUAUUUUGUCGCAGCAUUCACAAUAAAACUUACGUUUUAUUGUCAAACACAUGAGAACAGCUGAAAUGUAUUGUAAAUAAUUGCUAGGUUGAUAAAUAUGGAAUGUGGAGUUCGGAAAACAGACAGCUUUGUCAAGGACAUUUUUACCACAGAUGAUAAAUGCCUUACCGAUGAAGAAAAAACUCGUUUAAAGGCACAGAACAAACGUCUGGUACCGGAAUUUAAGGCAAAGAAACUGGAAGAACAAGCUCAGCGUCAUUGGGAUAUAUUUUACAAACGAAAUGAGACUCACUUUUUUAAAGACCGCCGUUGGACAACACGUGAAUUUGAGGAAUUGUUGGAUUUUGAAUGCGAGACCCGUAAUGGAAAAAUUGGGUGCAGUAAAGAGCAGCGGCGUUUGUUUGAAGUCGGUUGCGGGGUGGGAAAUUUAAUAUUUCCAUUAAUAGAGGAACAACACGAGAAAAAACAGGAAGCGAAGAGUUCCUGGUUUUAUUAUGCCUGCGACUUUUCGCCUCGUGCCAUUGAUUUUGUGCGUUCAAAUCCACUGUACGAUGAGCAGCGUAUAGACGCUUUUCAAUGUGACAUUACCACUGAACAAAUAUACGCACAUAUCCCGGAGACCUCUUUGGAUAUUGUUACAAUGAUAUUUGUAUUAUCUGCUAUACAUCCGAAUAAAUUUGGUAUUGUUGUAGAAAAUAUUUACCGCUUACUGAAACCUGGUGGUGUUGUGCUUUUUCGAGAUUAUGGACGUUAUGAUAUGGCACAAUUGCGUUUCAAACCAGGCAACAAAAUAGCAGAGAAUUUUUACAUGCGACAAGAUGGAACAAGGAGUUACUUUUUUGCAGAGGGGGAAUUGGCGUCAUUAUUUACAGACUCUGAAAGGUUUGAAGUUGUUGAAAAUUCGUAUGUGCACAGACGUACUUUGAAUAUUAAAGAAGGUAUAGAUGUGCCUCGGAUUUUCUUACAAUCCAAGUUUCGCAAGAGAUAACUGUAAAUACGACAGUACAACGGAUAUUAUUUUUGUUUAUUGAAAAUCGUUUAUUAGUUGUAUUAUUUUAAUUUAAUAUUAGUUAACAUUUUUUUAAUAACAU